Molecule: messenger RNA, 1626 nt
Organism: Cylindrotheca closterium
Lineage: Eukaryota; Bacillariophyta; Bacillariophyceae; Bacillariales; Bacillariaceae
Source: the annotation of a GenBank genome assembly
AUGGCACAAUUACAGCAUAUUCUAGAGGCCAGUUCCGUGUAUGCAGCCUUCUUCGACAACCCUGCCCUCCGAGUAGUACUGGAAGAGCAUCGCUCUGCUCGCAACCGCAUUCUUGAAAAGACAGGACCUGUUGCCAAGGGACCCAACAUGCUGCAGAGACGCAUUGCUACGACCGCCAGUUCCUGGGGAAGUAACCUGCCAGUAGCGAAUUGUAAUGACGCUCUCUCCAUUAUAAAUGUCAAGAUCGGAGGUCAAUUGCUGCCAGUAAUGAUUGACACUAGCGUCUCGGACACAUGGGUCGAGUCCUCUCGUUGUGACGAGACGUGCAAAUCUUCCAGUGACAGUCGAUACGACGCCUCCCAAUCAUCUACUUUCCGACCAGUGGAUGCAGCUAGAUCCGACUUUCAAUAUGAGUACCUUGAUGGCGCCAUCAAAGGUACUCAUGCAUACGAGACUCUUACACUGGGAAAUAUCGAAGUCCGUAACCAAGUUUUCGCCCAGGCUUCAUCCACGGUGAACUGGGAAAACUUGUGCGACGAAGUCGGAUUGCUGGGACUUGGCUUCAGUGAUGCCUCUAGCCAAGACUUUCCUGCCCUUCUCAGCAAUUUAGAAGAUCAACAAAUUACCAUGUUCUCUCUGUAUUUAGCCGAUCAUAACGACUACCAGCUUUAUAUGAACCAAUCAACCCAGCGUGAAGAAGCAAUUCCUCAGCAGCCACCAACGUCUACCGCAUCGGAGCUCACCUUUGGCGGAGUGAACCCCCAGCGAUACAUAAACUGUCUAAUAUGGCAUGAACUCGGUCAGUUCCAAGAGAAGGGAACCUGGAGUUUUGCUCUGGACGGAAUCAAGAUUGGGUCGACAGAAGUACCCUCUUCCAGUCUAGCAACGGUGGACUCCGCUACCGCUGGUAUCAGCGGCCCACAAGAAACGGUAGGGCGUAUCGCAAAGAAGCUCGGUGUUGUUUGUAAAGUCUUUACCGAUGAGGAGGGAGACUUCGAAGAGGUUCCAUGCGAUGAUCCAUUUGGUUUUGAUCUUGCUGUUGCUUAUUGUUCUCAAAUUGACUCUAUGCCGUCAUUGACAUUUGUUGCUGAUGGAUAUUCAUACACCUUGACUUCUUCAGAGCUCUUUAGCGAAUCGUAUAUUGAAAACGGUCAAGCAGUUUGUGUUCUCAACAUGGACGGGGUUCUUGAAUAUCCUGGGUGGCGACUCGGUAUGGGCUUUUUGCGCAAGUACUACACUGUAUUUGACUUCGGCCGAAAACGACUUGGGUUUGCCGAGGCCACCGCUCAAAGCUCAACAUUUUGCCAAGCGGAUUCGAAAUACUUUAUUGGUUACAUUCCAGACGAAACCCUCUACACCACAGAUCCAACCCAAAGUCCAACUUCUCACGACAUCCCGACUCCCAAUGAUGCUUCUGCCGUGCUGUCAGGACUUCGUUUCUUUUUCCGGAUGUUGUUUGCUGGAUUUUUCGUUGUUGGGAUUUGCCUUGCUGGGGCGAUGAUCGGGCACCGUCAAGCUCGAGCACCGACACACGGGCAUUCCCCUGUAAGGACCACUGAUCCAGACGAGGAAGUUGCAAAAACUUCGAUGACUCGUGAAGUUGAGCUUCCACCUUUGACACAGUAG